Messenger RNA from Lipotes vexillifer (Yangtze River dolphin), 1716 nucleotides. RefSeq names its product SRC proto-oncogene, non-receptor tyrosine kinase (gene SRC). Gene Ontology annotation, biological process: protein phosphorylation. The transcript is spliced from 11 exons. The record is from RefSeq and is a predicted model, not a curated record. The coding region runs from base 1 to 1647 and encodes 548 amino acids. Lineage: Eukaryota; Metazoa; Chordata; Mammalia; Artiodactyla; Lipotidae. Gene Ontology annotation, molecular function: protein tyrosine kinase activity; protein binding; ATP binding.
AUGGGCAGCAACAAGAGCAAGCCCAAGGAUGCCAGCCAGCGGCGCCGCAGCCUGGAACCUGCUGAUAACACCCAUGGCGGCUGUGGCGGCGGCGGUGGUGGCGGCGGCGGCGGCGGCGGCGUGGGGGCCUUCCCCACCUCACAGACCCCCAGCAAGCCGGCCUCCGCUGAUGGCCACCGGGGCCCCAGCACGGCCUUCGCCCCUGCAGCCGCCGAGCCCAAGCUGUUCGGAGGUUUCAAUUCCUCCGACACAGUCACCUCCCCGCAGAGGGCGGGGCCCCUGGCUGGCGGAGUGACCACCUUUGUGGCCCUCUAUGACUAUGAGUCGCGGACAGAGACUGACCUGUCUUUCAAGAAAGGGGAGCGGCUCCAGAUUGUCAACAACACAGAGGGAGACUGGUGGCUGGCCCACUCACUCAGCACAGGACAGACGGGCUAUAUCCCCAGCAACUAUGUCGCGCCCUCCGACUCCAUCCAGGCCGAGGAGUGGUACUUUGGCAAGAUCACCAGACGGGAGUCAGAGCGGUUACUGCUCAAUGCGGAGAACCCAAGAGGUACCUUCCUAGUGCGAGAAAGCGAGACCACGAAAGGCGCCUACUGCCUCUCAGUGUCUGACUUCGACAACGCCAAGGGCCUCAACGUGAAACACUACAAGAUCCGCAAGCUGGACAGCGGCGGCUUCUACAUCACCUCCCGCACCCAGUUCAACAGCCUGCAGCAGCUCGUGGCCUACUACUCCAAACACGCUGACGGCCUGUGCCACCGCCUCACCACUGUGUGCCCCACGUCCAAGCCACAGACUCAGGGCCUGGCCAAGGACGCCUGGGAGAUCCCCCGGGAGUCGCUGCGGCUGGAGGUCAAGCUGGGCCAGGGCUGCUUCGGAGAGGUGUGGAUGGGGACCUGGAAUGGCACCACCAGGGUGGCCAUCAAAACUCUGAAGCCCGGCACGAUGUCUCCGGAGGCCUUCCUUCAGGAGGCCCAGGUCAUGAAGAAACUGAGGCAUGAGAAGCUGGUGCAGCUGUACGCGGUGGUGUCUGAGGAGCCCAUCUACAUCGUCACGGAGUACAUGAGCAAGGGGAGUUUGCUGGACUUUCUCAAGGGGGAGACGGGCAAGUACCUGCGGCUGCCUCAGCUGGUGGACAUGGCUGCUCAGAUCGCUUCAGGCAUGGCGUACGUGGAGCGGAUGAACUAUGUCCACCGAGACCUCCGUGCUGCCAACAUCCUGGUUGGAGAAAGCCUCGUGUGCAAAGUGGCUGACUUUGGGCUGGCUCGGCUCAUCGAAGACAAUGAGUACACAGCCCGGCAAGGUGCCAAAUUCCCCAUCAAGUGGACGGCUCCAGAAGCUGCCCUCUAUGGCCGGUUCACCAUCAAGUCAGAUGUGUGGUCCUUUGGGAUCCUGCUGACAGAGCUCACGACAAAGGGACGGGUGCCCUACCCCGGGAUGGUGAACCGCGAGGUGCUGGACCAGGUGGAGAGGGGCUACCGGAUGCCCUGCCCGCCCGAGUGUCCCGAGUCUCUGCAUGACCUCAUGUGCCAGUGCUGGCGGAAGGACCCAGAGGAGCGGCCCACCUUCGAGUACCUGCAGGCCUUCCUGGAGGACUAUUUCACGUCCACCGAGCCCCAGUACCAGCCCGGAGAGAACCUAUAGGGCGUGGGCUACGGGGCCAGACUGCCUUCUUGGCUUGGAUCCUGAGCUGGGUGGCCCCUGAUGUGGGGU